AUGCAAUACGAUACACCUCUACCGACUCCUCUGGCGUCUGUAUCUGCCCCUAUCAAUCUCCUAAUCGCGUCCGUCUGCCGUCGCUGGCGGCGCGUCGCGCAACACCACGUGCACCCUCAUUUCUCCGAGCUUCUUCUCAGAGAGAACCUCGUCGCGUCCCUCCAAGACCUAACCGUCGCCGUUGCGCGCUUCCCGAGCCUCACGCAUCUCCAUCUGUGCGACAACAGCGUUGAAACCCUAAACGACGCGUUUUUUGCUCACCUCGCCUCGUCAUGUCCCAAGCUGGCCAUCCUCCACGUGGGAGGGAAGAUAACGCCGCGGAUUGGUGGAGCGAACCACGAGCAUCCAAUCACAGACGCCGGGAUGGAUCUCUUCUUCCGCCGCUGCUCUCAGCUGCAGCAGCUCUCGCUCUACUGCCUCCGCGUCGGUGCUGACUUCCCCGCGUCCUUCUUCCAACUCAAGCACCUGCACACUCUCGCUCUCACGACCCCGGCAACCCUAGAAAAUCCGGAGUUCAGGAACGUAACCUCCCUCACCAACCUGCAUCUAGCCUUCCCGUUUCAUCUGCAGCAGCUAUCCAGCCUCCUUGACCUCCCCAUCGCGCACCUUUCUGUCUUCGCUCUGCAUCGUAGCGACCAGCCAUCAGCUCCUUUCAGCAUAUCACUGCUGUCUCGCCUGGAAAUGCUCAGAUUCACAAAUUUCACCCCUCCAUUCGACCUGAUGUUUCCACCGGGAUCACCCCCAUGCGCCAGCCUGCAGCAGCUGCUUCUCACAAGUUACCAGGAGCUCGAAGGCCUCCCCAACGGCAUUGGAGAUCUGCUCCCCUCCCUGCGCAAGCUAGUCAUCCGUGACUGCCAUGACUUGGCGGAACUGCCUGAAGCCUUGCCCCUUCUCACCCGUUUGGAAGUCCUGGUUAUCUCUGAAGCAGAAUUCCUUCACGUACUGCCCAGCAGCCUGGGUCAUCUGCCAGCUCUCAAAACACUCGUGCUUAAGUCGCUGCCUGUUUUUGCCCUCCCUAGUUCCCUCUCCCAACUCACAUCCCUCAACGCUCUAGUCCUCCACAGUUGCGACCAGCUCCGCGAGCUUCCAGCUGGUUUCUGCUGCCUCCCCGCUCUCAAGACCCUCUGCAUCGAGCUCCUGUGCGAUUUCUCGCUUCCACACGACAUUGGGCAGCUCACCAGCCUUGCCACUCUCCGCUUCAUGGGCUCCCGCCGCCAGCAGCACCUCCCAUCCUCGUUGACCGCGUUGACUUCAUUGACCAGUCUACAGUUGCAUGACUGCGCAAUACCUGAGCUUCCGGAUGCGUUUGGGGAGAUGACAAACCUAUCGGAGCUGAGCAUGUGGUCAUGCCCCAUCAGCAGUCUUCCAGAGUCCAUCACUCGACUCACCCGUCUUGAACGCCUGGCAGUUGCUCAUUGCCCGCGGCUUUCAUGGGUGCCCAGAAGGCUGGAUAGCCUCAAGAGGCUGAAGCAGUUGCAGCUGACACACUGUGAAGGACUGGGUCAGCCUCCUGCCAUUCUGCCGUGCUCUCUUGAGUUCCUAAGCGUGAUUUGGUGUGACAACCAGCCCACUCCAGUGCCAGACGUCUCUGGGCUGUCCCAGCUGAGGGAGCUGGAGGUGCAGGUUGAUGGGGAUGGGGGUGCGCAAGGGCGGGGAGCAGCAGGUUGCACUGCCAGCGAGCUGCACGUUGGAGGGGCAGCAGGCUCUGCGGGUCAUUGUUGGAGCAGGUUGCACCGCUUGGUCCUGCAUCUGGACACCACUGCUCUGCCGCUUCACUUCCCCUUCACUUUCCUCCCUUCCCUACGUCAGUUGACGAUAUUGGGGAAUGGUAUCAGAAGCCUCCCGGAAAGCAUCGGGGCAGCGGUGCCGCAGCUGCGGCAGCUGAAGCUGGAGCAGGUUCCAUCGCUGGAGGAGGUGCCAGGCAGCAUUGCACAACUGCAGCAACUCACAGCCUUGGAAAUCCACGCGCCCAGGCUGGCUUCGCUCCCCGAUACCAUCGGUGCUCUGUCCCGACUGCGCACGCUCGAUUUGUCUGAUUGCCGGGAGCUGCAGCAGCUGCCGGCUUCUCUCACGCGCCUCGCCUGCCUGCAUGAUUUGGACGUGUCUUCCACCUCCAUCGCCGUGCUUCCUGCUGGGUUCGCGCACCUCAGCAAGCUGAGGAGCCUUUCCCUGAAAGACUGUAAGAAGCUGCAGGGUUUCCCAGAGGGCUUCACUCAGCUGCCAGCUCUGCGGUAUCUGCCAAUGUGUUCUUAUCUGGGUCUCUAG
Molecule: messenger RNA, 2265 nt
Organism: Closterium sp. Naga37s-1
Lineage: Eukaryota; Viridiplantae; Streptophyta; Zygnematophyceae; Desmidiales; Closteriaceae
Source: the annotation of a GenBank genome assembly